Molecule: messenger RNA, 1347 nt
Organism: Trichomonas vaginalis G3
Lineage: Eukaryota; Parabasalia; Trichomonadida; Trichomonadidae
Product: armadillo (ARM) repeat-containing protein family
Exons: 1
Coding region: 1-1347 (448 amino acids)
Source: RefSeq, a predicted model, not a curated record
AUGGAUGAAGAGUAUAAAGAGCUCAUAGAUAGCAUUCCAACGCCUCCAGUCAUUAUAUGUGAGAUAACUAACCAUGAUGAAGAUGAAAUUACAUUGUUUAACGAAAAUAUUAAUAACGUUUUUAGAGAAAUAAUAGAGAACGUCAAUAAUGAGAACUCAAUUAAUCAAAACGUACUUUGUCUAUAUGAUUUGAUGAAUGAAAAGAAGGGAAUUCUCAUUGAUUCAGAUUUUACCAAUGACAUAAUUCAAAUUUUAUUCGAAUAUAUUGUUCGUCUUGAAGUUCAUAUGCUGAAGGCACUUCAAAUCAUUGAAAUUUAUUCUGAAUUACCAGAACAAGCAGUUAAUUUAUUUUAUAAUGCGCCGUUUGAUCUGAUUUUAGAAAAUUUAUCUUAUGAGAAUCCAUUUUACAGCAUAACUGCACUAAAUAUACUCAGAAAUAUACUGUAUAAUGAAAAAUUAUACCCAGAAAUAGACAAUUUACAACCUUUUGUUCAUGCAUUGACGAUCGCACUGCAUACAAACAACAAAAAGCAGAUUGUUGUUGGAUCGCAAGUAUUUUAUCGAUUAUUACAGAAAAUUCACGAGCAAAAUCAAGAAUCUUCUUUUAUAGACGAAAUAUGGGACUCUGCAGGCUACGUAUUAGGUUCUCAGUUCGAAGGAAGUGAAAUGUACAUUGCCCAAAUCAUGGAUUUACUGUUACAUAAUGAAAAUUUUAUGAUUAAGUAUUUACAGGAAUAUACAGAGAUUCUUACUAAGCAUUACCAAUAUAAUCCGUUUCUUGUAGUUGUUUGUUCGCGUCUUAUCAAAUUAUAUCCAGAAUCACUGAAUUUCUUUAAUUUAGACGAAUUCCUACAUAAUCUAGAGCAAAUUGACGGACUACAAGAGCAACAGAGAAACAACCAAGUGCCCAUGACUCUUUUCUUCUUAAUCGAAGCUUUAGAACAUCCAAUUUGGGAAAUUUUGAGUCCUCAUGUCACUUUUUGGUUAAUUUAUUGCAUCAACAACAAUGAUUCCUUUGAUUUCAAAGGGAAAUUAUAUUCCACACAAUUUGUCGCAUCCGCUUUAGUCAUUUCUCCACAAAUUGUUUUUGAUAAUAAUAUUGUCGGAGAUGUCAUAGCUUUUCUUGAUGAUGUGUUCGAUGAAACAACUGUAGCAACAUCGUAUAAUAGUAAAAUCAUAGAUGCAGUCAGAUCUUUGUACUUUUGUUCGAUCAAAAUACCAGAAAUUGCAAAUGAAAUCAAGUAUAGCGAUUUAGUAACAAGAAUAUUGGAAUACACAUACGAAGAUGAUGAUUGUUAUACUAAAUUUGAAGAUUUUCUACAUAUUAUGUCAGAAGAUAGAGAAUAA